AUGGCAACAUAUCUAGUCACAUGUCCCUCGGGGCAGCAAGGGAGAGCCAUCAUCCAGCAUCUUCUCGCUGCUGGUGUCAAGAUCCACGCAGUGGCACGAAACAUUAGGAGUGUACAAGCUUGCCUUCUGAAAAAGCAAGGUGUUGUACUCUUUGAAGGCGACAAUGACAACUUCGCCGUCUUCCACAAGGCUGCCCAAGGCUGCAGGGGGAUAUAUCUAAAUUUGCAGCCAUCACCAACCGAUAAAAAUGCGCAGCAAAGGCAGACCCGCGGGAUUGUACAAGCGUGCAAACAGGCCGGGGUAGAGACCAUUGUGUUAGCAACCGCCUAUUUCACUGGCGACAGCAGCAAGUGGGACAGUCCACUCGACAAAAGGAGUGGCGUGCGAGGCUACUACAUCGCUAAAGCAGAGAUGGAAAUGAUGGUCCGCGAAGCUGGCGUCAAGCACUACACGAUCUUGCGCCCCGCGUGGUUCCACGCCAAUUACCUGCUGCCGUACAGCGUCUGGCACUUUCCUGGACUCAAGGACGGUGGCGAGCUUGUGCACUCAUACGAGGAUGGCGUGAGAAUGGCACAUAUUGACGAGGACGACAUUGGCAAGUACGGUGCCGCGGCGCUGUUGAACCCCGACAGAUUUGGUGGUCAGGAAAUUGACCUUGGAAACGAGAACUUGACGAUACAAGAGGCCGCCAAUAUUAUCCAGAAGGUCAGCGGACGCCCGAUUAGAGUCAGGAAGCGCAACCAAGAGGAAAUCAUAGCGGCAAGGAAUAUCGUUCCCACACAGACAUUCCAACUAUGGGCCAAUAUGGUCGACCUCACCAUUGAUGGAGAACAAGUUCAGCGGAGUUAUGGAAUUCGUCUAACUACCUUCGAGGAGUACCUUGAGAGAGAAAAGCACAGGCUUCUGAAAUCACUCCCUUAUUAA
Messenger RNA from Capronia coronata CBS 617.96, 924 nucleotides. RefSeq lists its product as uncharacterized. The record is from RefSeq and is a predicted model, not a curated record. The coding region runs from base 1 to 924 and encodes 307 amino acids. Lineage: Eukaryota; Fungi; Ascomycota; Eurotiomycetes; Chaetothyriales; Herpotrichiellaceae. The transcript has a single exon.